CCAACCAGCCCGUGCGCCUGCGGCCAAACUUGUCAGAUCGACAAUCAGUAUUCUCUGAUUCGCGGAAUAGGCCAUUAUCAAGUCACCAUGAGCCCUAUCAGUGCUCUCAUCAACAAUGUUGCUUAUUGAAUUGCUUCUGUUUGCGAUGAUGUGGGCUUCAGGUAAUCUUCACCGAUAAGACCCUCUGCAUUCCUCUCCUCUCUCACCUCUGAUUCCCUAUCCCUCGUACUACUAUUCCUUAAAAUCUCUCGUCGACCCGUGUCCGAUCUACUGUCCCUCUCCUCCGUGUCUCCAGGGCCUCACAGACGAAUGGCUUGACCCUUUCGACCUUCAAAGCCCAGUCCACAAUAUGGCGCCCGGAAUUCUGCAAGACGCAUCAACAUCCGACAAGGUCUCCUCCCUCUCUUCAGUCACUGACGGUUACGAUGACACUCUCCGCUUCUACCUCAAUGGCACCAAAGUCGACCUCGAUGCCGUUGAUCCUGAGGUCACUCUUCUAGAGUAUUUAAGAGGAAUUGGACUCACUGGUACAAAGUUGGGCUGUGCGGAAGGUGGCUGCGGUGCAUGCACCGUGGUGGUUUCGCAGCUGAACCCUACCACUGGCAAGAUAUACCACGCCUCAGUCAAUGCAUGUCUCGCUCCUUUGGUCAGCGUCGAUGGUAAACAUGUCAUCACCGUCGAAGGCAUAGGCAAUGCUAAAAGCCCACACCCCGUUCAACAGCGCAUUGCCCUUGCUAGUGGUAGUCAGUGUGGGUUUUGCACUCCAGGAAUCGUCAUGAGUCUGUAUGCCCUCCUCCGAAACAAUGGCCCAGAUGCGAGUGAAUUCGAGGUCGAAGAAGCAUUCGAUGGCAACCUAUGUCGAUGCACGGGAUAUCGUCCCAUUCUCGACGCCGCGCAGAGCUUCAAAAAGCCUUGUGGAAAGUCUCUGGCUAAUGGAGGCUCGGGAUGCUGUAUGGAGAAUGGCGGAGGCUGCAAUGGACCCCCGGGCGGUGUCCAGGAUACCGUAGAUGAGAAGAGGUUCACUGCCCCAGAUUUCAUUCACUACGACAAGACGACAGAGUUGAUCCACCCUCCUGCUCUGAAAAAGCAUCAAUUCAAACCCCUAGCGUUUGGAAAUAAGAGAAAAAAGUGGUACCGUCCGGUCACUCUUCAGCAACUGCUCGAGAUCAAGAAUGCCCUGCCUGCUGCAAAGCUGAUCGGGGGCAGCACCGAAACUCAAAUUGAAAUCAAGUUCAAGGCUAUGCAAUACUCUGCCUCGGUCUAUCUUGGAGACAUUGCAGAACUUCGCCAAUAUUCUCUUCACGAUGAUUACCUAGAAAUUGGUGGAAACGUCGCCCUGACUGACCUCGAGCAUAUUUGUGACGAAGCCGUCUCAAAGUAUGGCCCCGCUAAGGGCCAACCCUUUGUUGCCAUCAAAAAGGCCAUUCGAUACUUUGCUGGCCGACAGAUUCGAAAUGUGGGAACCCCGGCCGGCAAUCUUGCCACUGCUUCCCCCAUUUCCGACCUCAAUCCAGUCUUUGUCGCCACUGAUUCCACCCUGAUUGCAAAGUCCUUGAAUAAAACGGUCGAACUUCCCAUGGCCAACUUUUUCAAGCGCUAUCGUGUCACCGAGCUCCCUCAAGACGCCGUCAUCGCUGCUAUCAGAAUCCCCACUGCGAGUGAAAAUGGGGAAUACAUCAGAUCUUACAAACAGUCAAAGAGGAAGGACGACGACAUUGCCAUUGUCAAUGCUUGCCUCAGAGUAUCUCUCGACGAUUCAUACACAGUCAAGCAUGCCAAUCUUGUCUAUGGCGGCAUGGCUCCCAUAACAAUCCGCGCCCACAAUGCAUCUGAUGCCCUUCUUGGAAAGACAUUUACUGACCCGGCCACUUUGGAAGCUGUGAUGAACGGGCUUGAAAAAGACUUUAGUCUACCAUUUGGUGUCCCUGGUGGGAUGGCCACAUACCGCAAGUCCCUGGCUCUCGGUUUCUUUUAUCGAUUCUACCAGGACGUGCUCACCCGAAUAGAAGAAGGCAGUCAAGAGAUUGACAAGGAGGCUAUCGACGAGAUUGAAAGAGAAAUCUCCACCGGCCGAAAGGAUCAUGAUGCGUCUAUUGGCUACGCACAAAAGGUCUUGGGCAAGGGCAAUCCUCAUAUGGCUGCGCUCAAGCAAUGCACCGGUGAAGCUCAGUACACCGAUGAUAUCCCCACUCAGCAGAACGAGUUGAUUGGUUGUCUGGUGUUAUCGACCAAAGCACAUGCAAAGCUCCUAAGUGUUGAUGCUGGACCUGCCCUCGAGCUCCCUGGAGUUGUUGCCUUUGUGGAUCGAAAUGAUGUGACUACAGACGGCAAUUGGUGGGGUGCGCCGGUUUGUGACGAAGUCUUCUUUGCAGAAGAUGAAGUCUUUACCGCUGGUCAACCCAUUGGUAUGAUCCUCGCGAACACUGCCAAGCAAGCAGAAGCCGGUGCCAGAGCAGUCCUCGUCGAGUACGAAGAACUACCCGCAAUCUACACCAUUGAAGAAGCCAUUGAGAAACAGAGUUUCUUCGAGCACUACCGCUACAUCAAGAAGGGCGACGUCGACAAAGCCUUUGCAGAGUGUGACCAUGUCAUCGAAGGAACUUGUCGCAUGGGAGGUCAGGAGCAUUUUUACCUCGAAACCAAUGCUGCGCUUUGCAUUCCCAAACCCGAAGAUGGUGAAAUGGAGGUCUGGUCCAGCACCCAAAACCCUACCGAGACUCAAGCUUAUAUCUCCAAAAUCCUUGGAGUUCAGUCUAAUAAAAUCGUCGCCAAAGUAAAACGUCUCGGUGGGGGCUUUGGUGGUAAAGAAACCCGUUCCAUUCAGCUCGCCACCAUUUGCGCUGUUGCUGCUAACAAGACCCGCCGUCCUGUCCGGUGCAUGCUCAAUCGAGAUGAAGACAUCAUGACUUCAGGCCAGCGACAUCCCUUCUUGACGCUCUGGAAAGUCGGCGUCAACAAGGACGGCAAGAUCCAAGCCCUCAAGGCCAACGUGUUCAACAAUGCCGGAUGGUCCCAAGAUCUAUCAGCCGCAGUCGUCGACCGAGCUCUCUCUCACAUUGAUGGAUGUUACAAUAUCCCCAACGUCGAUGUGGAUGGUCGCCUAUGCCGUACCAACACGGUGUCAAAUUCUGCAUUCCGUGGAUUUGGUGGACCUCAGGGAAUGUUCAUCGCAGAAACUUUCAUGUCCGAGGUGGCCGACCACCUCAAAAUUCCUGUCGACACCCUCCGCGAGAUCAACUUCUACAAGUCUGAAGAAGUGACCCAUUUCAACCAAGUCCUCGAGGACUGGCAUGUUCCGUUGAUGUGGAACCAGCUCAAAGACGGUACAUCUUACGAAUCUCGACGGAAAGACGUGGAAGAGUUCAAUGCCAGUCACAAGUGGCAGAAGAAAGGCUUGGCCAUGAUUCCAACCAAAUUUGGUAUCUCCUUUACCGCGCUCUUUCUCAAUCAAGCUGGUGCUCUCGUCCAUGUCUAUCACGACGGCUCUGUUCUCGUGGCUCAUGGUGGCACCGAGAUGGGUCAAGGCCUGCACACGAAGAUCUGUAUGAUUGUUGCCGAAGCUCUCCAAGUUCCUCUGUCCAGCGUUCACAUCUCUGAGACAGCAACCAACACUGUUGCCAAUACCUCAUCGACCGCGGCAUCAGCAUCGUCCGACUUGAACGGGUAUGCCGCAUACAAUGCCUGCGCGCAAAUCAACGAGCGCCUAGCUCCAUAUCGGGCCAAACUGGGGCCAGAGGCAACCAUGAAGCAACUUGCCCACGCUGCCUACUUCGACCGUGUCAAUCUCUCUGCAAACGGGUUCUACAAAACGCCGGAAAUCGGCUACACAUGGGGACCAAAUCCGCAGGAUCCAAGCGCAGAGAACACAGGCAAGAUGUUUUUCUACUUCACGCAGGGCGUCACGGCUUCUGAAGUUCUCAUCGACACCCUCACUGGAGACUGGACGGUCUUGCGCACCGACAUCCUGAUGGACGUUGGGCGCAGCAUCAACCCUGCCAUCGACUAUGGGCAAAUUGAAGGCGCAUACGUACAAGGGCAGGGACUUUUCACGACCGAGGAAUCUCUCUGGCACCGUGCAUCGGGCCAGAUCUUCACCCGUGGUCCUGGCGCGUAUAAGAUCCCGGGCUUCCGCGACAUCCCACAGGUCUUCAACGUCAGCCUGUUGAAGGAUGUUGAGUGGAAAAACUUGCGAACCAUCCAGCGCAGCCGCGGUGUCGGUGAACCGCCCUUAUUUAUGGGCAGCGCCGUCUUCUUCGCCAUCCGAGAUGCCCUCACGGCCGCAAGGGCCCAGCAUGGUGUUGACGACGUGCUGUCCUUAAGAAGUCCUGCCACCCCCGAGAGGAUUCGCAUCAGCUGCGCUGAUCCCAUCCUCAAGCGCUGCGUUGUCGAGCCCAAGGACGGUGAGAAGAGCUUCUUUAUCAGUAUUUGAGCUUUCCUUCUACUCAUUUCCUUUUUCCAUGACUGUACGAAUGAGUCCUCAGGCGUCAGAGUAUCCGGGCCAGGGAUCAUGUGAUGGAUGGUGUUGCGACGGUGCAAUCUUGACACGAUACAUCUUUUGUACCAUUUAACAAGUAUACACAAAGACUCGAGAUACCAUAUCUUCAUAAUUUCUCAAGUCUUCAUGCCAGUUCAAUCAAUAAUGAGAUGGAGCUCUACCCAAGGAUUUUGUAUCAAGUUAGGUCAAAGAUAACAGCUCGUAGAGCACAUUAUAUCAUUUCUAGCUCCCCCACAACGCUAC
Messenger RNA from Exophiala mesophila, 4738 nucleotides. Its product is annotated as xanthine dehydrogenase. The coding region runs from base 350 to 4429 and encodes 1359 amino acids. Gene Ontology annotation, molecular function: FAD binding; xanthine dehydrogenase activity; iron ion binding. The record is from RefSeq and is a predicted model, not a curated record. The transcript has a single exon. NCBI's taxonomy places the organism in Eukaryota, Fungi, Ascomycota, Eurotiomycetes, Chaetothyriales, Herpotrichiellaceae.